Messenger RNA from Cheilinus undulatus (humphead wrasse), 1424 nucleotides. RefSeq names its product protein FAM180A. The record is from RefSeq and is a predicted model, not a curated record. Bases 169 to 678 code for a protein of 169 amino acids. The transcript has 3 exons. Lineage: Eukaryota; Metazoa; Chordata; Actinopteri; Labriformes; Labridae.
AGGAAGGAUUAAGGGAGGGGACGUCAGGAAAAAUGAAAACAGUGGAUGUGGGAAUGAUCCUGCAUAAGCAAACAGCGUCAAACCCCAACAGUCGGAGCGCUUUAAUCCUCUGGUUUGAUGUCCGUAAAUGACAGUGAUUCUGAGCCCUGAAAGAAACAGACUGUGAGGAUGAUCAGCAUGCAGGGCUGCGCUCUGCUCAUCGUUGUUUGCCUGUCGAUCUACCUGGAGGCCGCUCAGCAUCACAGGAAAGCUCUGUAUCCUUCAGCAUAUAGGAUAAAGCGUGGGACUUAUUCACUGAUCAACCCAACAUUUCAGCAAUCCAUGGAGGACGUGAACCUGCUUUUUGAGAUCCUGCUGGCUGGAUUGCAGAUCGAAGAUGACGGACACAACAUGUGGAUCCCAGAUGAGGAGCUGGCCUCUCUCAGGAGCGUGGAGAAACUGGAGGUCAUCUGUGACGACGUCCUGCCCAAGAAGCUCUCUGACAUUCGCCGUCUGAUAGAGGAGCUCUCACAGCGCCGGCAGCGUCUGAGCCCGCAGGACUUUGAGAGGACGGUUCUGACUCUGGUGUACAGCGCUCAGACUCUGGCUAAAAUCAGGGACAAGCAGCAGAGAGAAGCAUGGAUGGACUCCAUGGUACAGCUGUUCAAAGCUGUUCAGAGAGACCUCAAACCCUUUUAAAGUGAUUUAGGUUCAUGAAUACAUUUUUAUGCAAGAGCCAAGUGCCUUACAUUUCAAACCUGGGCCUUCAGUGCUAUCACGCCACAAGUUAACCACCUUUUUCUUAAUAGAUUCUAAUGUGCCUGUAGCAGAACACUGUUUCCCUGUGCACCUGUUCAGUGACUCAGGUUUCGCCAAAAGUUUUUAGAAGCACAAGUGCUCCUAAGUAUCCUGCUGUGCUCUAGCAUCUUGACGCUGCUUCAGUGAGAUAAUUCAGGUUUGCAAACCCAGCAUGACUCCAAACACCGUGUUGAUCAGUUGUAAAUAAGAACAGCACAUUCCCAGCAGUACAAAAUGCAACAUUCCUCUGACUCAGUAGGUAAAGUUUACCUUUUAUAGUUGCUAGAUUAAAUGUGUUGCACAAACAUCUUCCCAGCCUGGGUCAGUGAUGCUAUCUGUGGGGUUAGCAGACUUUUUUAGUCUUUUACUUGAGGCACCCUUUUCAAUAAAGGCUUUGCUGGUAAACUCCCAAACAAAUUUACCACUUCUUCUUCUUAUCAAUCAUACACCUGAAAUUCUGGAGGCCUCGAGGCAGCUUUUAUCCACCUGGAGACAACACAGGGGGGAAAUCUGAAAUCAAAGCUGUAAUUUAAACAAGCUGGACUGGAAGAAUGACAAAUUGUAUUGUAGUUUUGAUGAAAAAGUGAACAUAUGAAGUACACGUUUAUGAGUCUGACAGUGAAUAGGUCUGCAAUAAAGGCCUUGCG